AUGAAAACAUUACGGAAUGAACACGGAAACAGAAAUUUGAUGACGACGAUGAUUGUACAAUCUCUCUGGAAAAUGGGCGUAACUUUUCUUCGUUCUUUCUUUUCCUUUGUACCCCCCCCCCGCGCUGUAAUGACUGCACUGAACCUUCUUCUUUCUAAACAAAAGAAACGUCUUUCUGUCUUUGGCUUCUCCUAUUUCUUCAUUUUUUUCUCCCAUUUUGCGGUACGAAAAAAAAUCAUAUUUCUUUACGUUAGUUUUUCUCUUCUUAUAUUUUUGAUUGCUCGCUUCUUCCCCGACAUAUUUUUCUUUUUUCUCACCUUACUUUUUAUUUUAUUUUUUACUCUCUUCAAAAGAAGCGUUCUUCUUCUUCUUCUUCUUCUUCUUCUUCUUCUUCUUCUUCUUCUUCUUCUUCUUCUUUUAUCUUCAUUUUCAUUUUCUUCUUCUUCAUCAUCUCAUUUUAUCAGGCAUCUUCUUUUUCCUUUACGUCUUCACCUACCUCUUCUUCUUCUUCUUCUUCUUCUUCUUCUUCUUCUUCUUCUUCUUCAUUUUGCCAGUUAUCUUCUUUUUCAUUUUCAAGGCGGCACAACAGUUCCUCAUCUCAGUCAGUUCAUUAUCUAUCUAUCUAUCUAUCUAUCUAAGUCGACAUAUACACGAGUAUCCACUUCUUUUAUUUCAAUUUCUAGUAGCAAAUAUAAUGGAGAACAUCUAUCUAUCUAUCUAUCUAUCUAUCUAUCUAUCUAUCUAUCUAUCUAUCUAUCUCCGUGUUUUCGUUUUCUAUCUACCUAUAUAUCUAUCUAUCCCAGUCUCUUCAUUAUCUAUUUAACCUUUCCUAGAUUAGAACAUCUAUCUAUCUAUCUAUCUAUCUAUCAUUUCUAUCUAUCAUCUAUCUAUCUAUCUCCGUGUUUUCGUUUUCCUAAAUCUAUCUAUCCCAUCUCUUCAUUAUCUAUUGUUUUAUACCUUACCUAUGAACACUAA
Molecule: messenger RNA, 975 nt
Organism: Acanthosepion pharaonis
Lineage: Eukaryota; Metazoa; Mollusca; Cephalopoda; Sepiida; Sepiidae
Source: the annotation of a GenBank genome assembly